CGGCUGAGCUGCGCGCCGCCGCCGCGCCGCGUCCUCCCGCGCCCCUGCUGCCGCGCGCUGCAGUCCGGCCUCCCCGCCCCGGCGCCGGGAAGGAAGGCCGGCGGCCUCGUCACGUGUCCUCUGCGAUCGGGAAACAGUUCCGGUGGUGAGGAGUCCUUUCCAAAUAUAAGAGGAAUAAAGAAGUCACUUCCCCAGCUGUCAUCAUCUUCCCACAGAUUGAGCAAGAAUAUUUCAAACACUACAGAAAAGGUGAUACAGCCCACCAAACACUAGAUGAUGGUCAGCCAUGUGAUUUUUUUCAAGAAAGGGAAUAGGGUGAAUGAAUCUCAUCAGAAAAGCAGCAAUAUGAAUGCUGGUCCAUCUUGGAAUAAAAUACAACAUUCAAAGAAUUCUUCAGGAAAAAGGCGUAGUAAAUCCCAAGUCCCUCACGUUCCUUCCCAGCUGAAAGGCAGCCUCGUAGGUGUCUCCGAACCAGCUGAGGAUCAACUUAAGGAAAGCAUUUCCCCGAAAGGAAAACCAGAAAGGAGUCCGCUCAGUUCCAGGGCUCAGCGGGCCUCAGGGAACAGGCUGUUUCUUGACUUUCAGUCAAUGAAAAUUAUUAAAGAAGAUGCUGAUGAGGACAGUGCAAGUGAUCUCUCUGAUUCAGAAAGAAUUCCCAUUCCUCCUUCUCCCCUCACACCUCCAGAUCUUAAUCUUCGAGCUGAAGAAAUCGAUCCAGUUUACUUCGAUCUCCACCCAGGUCAGAGCCAGGCAAAGCCUGAAUACUAUUAUCCAGACUUCCUCCCACCCCCUUUUAACUCCUGGGACCUGCGGGACAUGGCUGUGCUUCUGAACACAGAGUGCAGAACCGGAGCUGUGCCGCGCAUAGGAGGGCUUCUGGGCAAGUAUGUUGAUAGACUUAUCCAGCUCGAGUGGCUGCAGAUCCAGACUAUACAGAGUGAAAAAGCAAAGGGGGCCAAAGCAAGGCCGCCCACAGCCCUUGGGAUGUCAGGGGCUCUGAAAAGCCCCGGGAGAAGCAAGCUCAUUGCUAGUGCUCUGUCAAAGCCUCACCAGGAAGGGGCUCCACAGUCAGGUCCUUCACGAAGGAAAGACUUGCGCUGUGAAGAAGUCCACCCGUCGUAUUACACGUUUGAGACUCCCCCCAAACCUCCAGAGGUGCUGAGUAGUAGCAGAUUGUGUUCUCAGAAGCAAACCUUUGACAUGAGGACAGAGGAGAAGAAAAAGAAAUCACAUAAGAGCACCAAGCUGCAGCAUUGGGAUUGGUCCUGCAGUGACAGCAGCCCUAAGAUUGACAGCAGUGGUAACAUGCGAAUUCCCAAACAGUCAGUGAUGAUUCUGGACUCGGUGGACUCUUACAAGGCCUCCAGAACACAAGCACAUGCAAAUCUUAAGAAAAAGGGAAAAGCAAAUAACUGUGGUCAUGCCACUGUAUCCAGUGAGAAAAAACUCAAAACAAAUGGAGUGAAGCAAAACACACAUAAAUUCAAAUAAUAACUGAAGUGAUGAAUUGCAAGGACCUGCAGAUACCUGAAUGUUAGAGCUCUCCCAAAAGUUACAGUACUGUGAAUUUUAAGAAAUUUUAUGAUUCCUGACAUUUAAGUAGUUGAUUGGUUCUUUAGUCCACCCCAACCCAGCCACACUAGGGUUAUUUUCAAAGAAGGAUGUCUUUCAGUAAGCCUUUCUUUGUAUUGACCGUCUUAAGCAAAUGAGAGCCCUUUAGAUUAAAAUUAACCAAGGUCUGUGCCAUGUAAGGAAAUAAAAUGCAGACUCCAGGGGAGGAGUGAACUGCUGCAGCUGCCAGCUAUGUCGAAUGGAGCUCCCCAUUUUCACUGCACAGAAGUCUAUAAAAUAGCGCCUACUGUUUGAAAUGGUGUGGAAUCCUAAAUGUUUGAAACCAGCCUCUCAGUGUCCUCCUCAUAAACUAUUCAAGCAGAAGUUCUGCCCAUUUCACCCCGAGGAGAAUCUUCAGCUCUUCCUCAAGUUACGGAGCAUCUAUUUUGAGCAAAGUCAUUUAUCACUAAGCUGCUUGCUCUUACAAGACAAUGGAAUCUAGUGUUUUCAUACAUUUCCCUAACAUGGGUUAAAAAAAAAAAAAGAAUUUUAAAUUUAGAGGUGGUGGUGAAGUCCACUUUUGUGUUCUCUAAACUGAGGUUAAAAUAGUGUGCAGACUUUGUCCAGGCGGAAGUCAGUGGGCUUAAGCAUGAUUGUUACUGUUUGGUGGGAGUAAGAGUGAAAUAUUUGGCACCCUAGACUUUCUGGCAUGUGUGGCUUCUCUGAAGAGGUGCCACAGGAAAACCUUCUUUUAGAGUUUGUAAAUGAAGGCCUAUAAUCAAAUGCGAACAGAACCACUUUGAAUGUAACAGUUAUGACAUUACUGAUUUGGGAGCUGGAUCCUGCUGUCUGUAGUCAAAAUAAUGCUUAUUUUGUUUGAGUUCGCAAGAGCAGGAUUUUAUAAUCUUGCUGGGGGUCUAGGGGAGAGGACAUAUUUCAAUUUGGAGGGGAAAGUGGAAUAUGAAUACAGUUAUUGAAUGUCUUCUAAACGUCCUUAUCUGGUCCUGUGGCUUCCUGGCUCUCCUAAAUGCUUCUUAUUUAACUGCAGUGAAGUAACAUCCACUUGUUCCUAUAGUCGUGCUGUGAGAUUUCUGUUGAUAUUAAUGUGAACAUCUUUAAAACCUUUGGUUGGCUACCUUUUGAUAUGCAGUAUGUUUUAAUGACUGUAGCUGAUUUUAUCCCUUUAGAUGAAUAUUUGAUUUUUUACGUACAUGUUUCUAUUUUUUCACCUUUGGGGCAAAUGACAAACUUGGCACUUUUCAUUUGAAAAUAUGUAAUAGCUUUCAGACUUUUCAGACAACAAUCAAUACCAUCCAAGGCAUUUUUUAAGUUAAUGGCAUAAGGACAGGAUGCAUUUAUAAUUAAAAUAAUGGGCAACAGUUAAAUAAGUCCCAUCUUAAAAUCUGAUUUUAAUCAUAUUAAACAACAUAUAAAAUUUAUUAUGGUAGUCUUUUUCUUCCAAGACUAUAUUUCCAAGUUUUUACAGACUCCGUCUUACAUUGUUUCUCUCUCACGCUGCCCUACUGGAGAAGGCGUGCUCUUAUACUAGGAUCUUAAACCUUUUGGAUGAACAAAAGAUGUACGUCUCAUGGGUAUUACUUCCAUAGUUCUCAUUAUACUAUAACUUUUGUACUCAGUGUAUGUAUUUUCUUUUGAAAAUGCUUUCUCUUUUGCUGCUCUUACUUUUCCCUCCUGUGGUUCCUGAGUGGCCCCCCCACGUGUCCCUCGCCUGAGCUGCUCCUUGUGAGUGCGGAUGAGUUAGUCCUUUAUACACGGCUGGCACCUCACUCGUGAUUUUUUCUCUACUAGGUUUUCAUGUAACUCUAUGAAGUUUCAGGGCCUAUAAACUUCUGUAAGCAUGUUAUGUACAUAAACAUUCUCCUGAUAUUAAUCCUAAAGUGUUUACACUGAGUUGCUGCCUUUCCCAAUAAUGCAUCCACGUGGGUGCUCUGGGAGACCUUGAAGGGUGAGGGGGACGUAGCUUACUUUUCCUUGCCUUACGUAUGUCUGAGCUGAGGACCAUCGUGAUUAAGAAACUUAGACGUAACGCCUCAGAUGUGACAUUUGUUGUUUGCUCUUUGAAUUGAAGUUGGUUGCUUAAUUUGGGAAAUAGUCAUAACAUCACAUAGGUCAGUUUUAAAAGCCUGAAAAAGUGACUUUGCUUGUUUACUUUUCUGCCUCAGGUUGAUGGGUUUUUUAACCAAUAUUAAUUGUAAUUGGAUCAGAGCUCCUAAUGAAUAGUAGAGGUUCAUUAAAGUUCUUAAGCACAAUUUUAAUUUUAUGAUUUCUGACACACAUAUCUAACACAUCUUAAUGCACUAAAUGCUGUAGAGAAGAAUCUUGCCAUUUUCAAGUAGACAAAAUUGGGAAGUUGAGUCAUGAACUCAUUCAGUUCAUCAAGUGUAAGCCAUUGAGUGUCCUACUCGUCUAGUGACAGGAGUCCUUGUAUUUCUGAGAAGUGCCUCUCAUUUCUGGGGAGUUGUUUACUUACAUAUUGUAUUUAAACCAAUUAAGACAACCCAAGGUGGAAAAAAAAAGUUUAGAGAAUGUAAGGAGAACUACUUCAGGCUUAGAGUAAGUUAGUAGGAAAAGUUGUGAAAACGUACAAAAAUGAACUAUAAAAAUAUAUCAGUAUUAGCUACAAUUGUUUGAGUUUAGACUAUUUAUCAAAUCUUUAAUGGCUAGACUGACUUAAGAUUUGUGACUAACUUGAGUGGGUGGGAUUGAUGGCCUUUGGCAAAAAGAUGGAGGAGAGGACAUCAUUGAUCUUCUGAUGGCUAAGAGCUAAAGGAAGAUGGUGUGUAGUGGUUCUUAGGCCUAUUAGGUUAGAUUCCAGAAAGACAUAAAAAUUUCUAUUUUACGUGAUUUAAACAUUGUUCUUUUCCUCUUUCCUUUAUGCUCAUUUACUUGAGGAGUUACAUAAAAAUAUAGAACUCUCAGUAGGACUGUAUUUCAAGGUAAUAGAGAAGCAGUAUUGAUUAUUUAUUCAUGUACAUGUACAGAGCGCCAUUCAAAAUGGCCUGAAAAUAUUUGGCAUGUCUGCUAUUUGCUGUUAUAAUUAUUGUAUGCUUGGUUUUGUAUAUAAUAAAACAGAAUACAUGUAAGUUUUGUGAAUCUGGAUUUUUCUUUCCUUGAGAUCAAUUAAACAGUAGAAAAAUACUGUCUGGAUUUUCCUGGUGUGGUUUUGUUUUGGUUUUGAUGCAAUUCCCUUUUGAAGUUUGUCUUAUUUCUCCCUGCUUAUUUAAAAGAACU
Equus quagga is the source of this 4803-nucleotide messenger RNA. It is a transcript of the gene FAM217B, whose product is annotated as family with sequence similarity 217 member B. The record is from RefSeq and is a predicted model, not a curated record. The coding region runs from base 274 to 1491 and encodes 405 amino acids. The transcript has 4 exons. NCBI's taxonomy places the organism in Eukaryota, Metazoa, Chordata, Mammalia, Perissodactyla, Equidae.